Molecule: messenger RNA, 868 nt
Organism: Vanessa atalanta (red admiral)
Lineage: Eukaryota; Metazoa; Arthropoda; Insecta; Lepidoptera; Nymphalidae
Exons: 3
Coding region: 142-576 (144 amino acids)
Biological process (GO): sleep; positive regulation of voltage-gated potassium channel activity; regulation of synaptic transmission, cholinergic
Source: RefSeq, a predicted model, not a curated record
UCAACUGACAACUUCACAGUUCACUCACUUGUUAUAUUUGUUCGUUUAAAAUUAAAUAUUAUAUUACUACGUUCGAUUUUCAUUGUUAAACAUUAAUUACGUAGAUAUCUAUAAAAAAAAACAAUAUACAGUGAAUAAAAAAUGAAUAUUAAGUCAAUUAUUUUAUUUUUUUUAUACACUGCUCCUACAGUUUUCUGCGUAAGAUGCUAUCAAUGUGCGUCGUCGCAAAAUUUAAUAGAAGAUACAUGUGGGGCUUACAAAAGAUUCGAUACAAAUAGUCACAUUGCAGUAGAGUGUGGCAGCGAUGAAUCUCAUAUACCUGGAUCAUUUUGUGUGAAGCUUACUCAACAAGGACCCAAAGGAUUUAUAUGGGAUGGUCGCUGGCGUCAAGUGAUCAGACGCUGUGCAUCGGUCUCAGAGACAGGAGUAACCGGUGUUUGUAAUUGGGGGGUCUAUGAAAAUGGUGUUUACUGGGAAGAGUGCUACUGUUCAUCUGAUGAGUGUAAUGGGGCCUCAUCUAUUUAUAUACCCAUAGCUUUAUUAUUAAGUGCUAUUGUCACAAUUAUACUGACAUAAUAUAUUUUAGAUCUAAUUUUAAAUAAGCAAUAUAUAUUUAUCUGUAUAACGAAAUCUUGACCAUAAUGGUCAUGGUAUUGAAUUAUUUUAUGAUUGGUAUUAUGAAACUGAUGAAGAACCGGAAUAUUAUACAGCACUAUGUAAAUUGUAAACAAUGUUUAGGUAUUUGUAACAAAUGCUAUAUACAAUGUUGGUAACCAUAGUCAUUUUUCCUAAUUUACAUAUUUAAAUUUGAAUCUCAUUUUACUAUAAAUAGAAGAGAGAGAAGAGAGAAAUUUAUGACAGUGUUAUC